Messenger RNA from Acaulospora morrowiae, 2151 nucleotides. The record is from the annotation of a GenBank genome assembly. NCBI's taxonomy places the organism in Eukaryota, Fungi, Glomeromycota, Glomeromycetes, Diversisporales, Acaulosporaceae.
GAAGUCAUCAAUUGGACAAACAAUACGCCCCAAAUCAAGGCAAGGACUAUUACUUCCUUCACACCUAACAUUUUAAUACUUGGGCUCGGCGUGAGAUCAAUGUCUGAUAAACGAGUUGCCCUAAAAGCCAAGCAACUUUCUACACAAAAAAAGAGACGAAAACGUACUGACCCUAGUGUAAAAACUCCUGCUAUGCCUAGCACACCUACAAGACCUGGAAUUACAACCCCAAUGUCACCAGUGCUUUCCCCGACGUCUCCCCAUAGUUCAAAUAAAAUCCACCCUCACCCCUUGUCCACCAACUCGCGUAACGAAGAACGCUCGACCUCCUCUACAAAUUCAUCCUCCGCGGAAGAGUCAGAAAGAGUCGUGGCGGAGGACGAGGAGGAUCUUGAGGAUUAUUGUAAGGGGGGUUAUCACCCUGUUAAAAUUAAUGAUGUUUUCAACGAAGGUAGAUACACCGUUGUACGCAAGUUAGGUUGGGGCCAUUUUUCGACUGUUUGGUUAGCAAAAGAUAAUCGCCUCAAUCGACAUGUCGCUCUUAAGGUUGUCAAAUCAGCUCCACAUUACACGGAAACGGCUUUAGAUGAAAUUAAGUUGUUACAAAAAAUUGUAGAUGCAAAUCCAGAGGCGCCAGGACGUAAACAUGUCGUAGAGCUCUUGGAUCAUUUUCAUCAUCGUGGACCGAAUGGUACCCAUGUGUGCAUGGUGUUCGAAGUGUUGGGAGAAAAUUUACUGAGUUUGAUAAAACGGUAUAACCAUCGAGGUGUUCCAGCUCACUUGGUGAAACAAAUAACUAAACAAGUACUCAUGGGAUUGGAUUAUAUGCAUAGAGAAUGUGGCAUAAUUCACACAGAUCUAAAGCCUGAGAACGUAUUGGUCUGCAUUGAUAACGUGGAGGAGGUCGUAAGGAAUGAACUUUUGAGUGGUGCAAAACCAACAGCUCUUUCUUCUACCAAAAAAGGAAAUCAAUUACGCAUCACCGGAAGUCAACCUCUGUCAUCACCAUCAUCUGUAUCGCCAACAACAAGCCAGUCAACACAAGGUAUGUCAAAGAGUCAAAAGAAGAAACUAAAAUUAAAAUUGAAGAAAAAAGCUGUUAAGGAACCGCCACAGAGUGGUGUUGGAACUGAUAAUGAUAAUGAUGAAGAGAUAGAGGGGUUAAAUAGGAAUGACGAAAGGAUUGGUGAUGAUAGUGAAAUAUAUGAAAAUCAUAGUCCCCGAGAAUCUACUACUGACACUUUGGAACGUAACCUUAAUGACAUUUCUCUUGUCGAUUCUACUUCGUAUCAAAAUUCGUCUUCAUCUAUAGUUACUUCCACAUCUCAAGCUAAACUAACGCGUAAACCAUCUAGCUCGACCAAAUGGACUACCCCUGAUACUAUUACGGUUAAAAUUGCCGAUUUGGGUAAUGCUUGUUGGGUAGAUCAUCAUUUCACGAACGACAUACAAACAAGACAAUACAGAAGUCCGGAGGUCAUUUUGGGUAGUAGAUGGGGUCCCAGCGCCGAUAUCUGGAGUAUGGCUUGUAUGGUAUUUGAACUUUUUACCGGCGAUUACUUAUUUGACCCACAGGCUGGGUCUCGAUAUAAUAAGGAUGAUGAUCACAUAGCUCAGAUUAUGGAGUUGUUAGGAUUAUUUCCUAAACAUUUAGCGUUAAAUGGCAAAUAUUCCAGCGAUAUAUUUAAUCGCAAAGGUGAACUCCGUCACAUCCAUAAACUCCGACAUUGGAAGCUUCCGGACGUUCUGCAGGAAAAGUAUCUGCUUCCACCAAAUGAAGCCGAUUUCAUGGCAGAUUUCUUACUGCCCAUGUUGGAUUUAAAUCCCGAUAAGAGGUCUAUGGCACGUCAGUCACUGAAUCACCGAUGGCUUCUGCUGGACGAGAACGAUGAUAGAAAAACUUCUUCGGGAUCACCACACACAGUCGAUUCGCGGGAGAUUAAUGGGACCAGUAAGACUCUAGAUCAAAGUAGAAACAAAGUCGGAAAAAGUAGAGAUAGAGACCGAGAGAAAGAAAAGGACAAAGACGCUAGCGGUGUCUUCGAAAAUGAAGAUGAGGGAGAUCAAAAUCGACGGUCUGAAUAUCACAAGACUAUUUCCACCAAAACCUCUGCAGUUGAUUUUAAAAACGAACACGUGAGACGUUAUUGA